This is a messenger RNA of Pygocentrus nattereri (red-bellied piranha), 3330 nucleotides long. RefSeq lists its product as uncharacterized. The record is from RefSeq and is a predicted model, not a curated record. Gene Ontology annotation, cellular component: cytoplasm. The coding region runs from base 1 to 1875 and encodes 624 amino acids. NCBI's taxonomy places the organism in Eukaryota, Metazoa, Chordata, Actinopteri, Characiformes, Serrasalmidae. The transcript is spliced from 4 exons.
AUGUCCAGAGGAAACCCAGCACAGCUGCUCCAGGCUGCCGCUCUGGGCUCCGGCUGGGAUAAGCAGCGUUUAGAGGAGGUCAUCUGUGGAGCAGGUGCUGCGCCGCCGCUCCGGCCGCCCGUCCGCUCCGCUGAUGCGCCUCAGCGUCUGAGCUCUUCCGCAUGGCUGGCCCAGCCCUACCUGCGCGUCUGCAUGCUUUCGGUUCCUGUUCUGACGCCUUCGGCUCCUUCUGACCUCCUCAUGGCCAGCGGAGCGGCGGACCAGGCUCCGGCCUCUCUGAGGGACGUUCUGGACGCCUAUGUGAGCUCCUGCGGCUCCCAGGUGCGGACUGCGGGCAGGUGGGGGGUCUGUGCGGACAGGCAGGUGGUCGCAGGAGCUCGGGGGCUACUACUGAGAGAGGGGGCAGAGAGCAGCUUCUCCCUGCUGCCCUUUUACCCCAUCGUGACCCAGUGCCUCCAGUACGGAGCUCCUCACUGUCAGCAGAGCAUCUCGCUCCUCAUGAAGGCCACCGAGCUUCUGGAAACGCUCUGCGUCAACCUGUUCCUGUUUCCCUGGAAGAAGGAGAUCCGGACGCUGAAGAAAUUCACGGGUCACUUUGUCUACUACAUUGAACCUGGACUCCCAAACCAAGCCAUCCAGAGCAUCCUCCGGAGUAUCGGCUACCGCCUGGAGACGGACGCCGAGUACAUGCUGGCGGAUGAUGCUGAUCCAGACGUGGCUAAGAGAAUGGGCUUUGAGCUUUUUCUCGCCAGGUUACAAUGUGAGCAUCUUCUGGAGGCCAUGGGUCAAAAGUCUCACGCUGAAUGUUUGGAAAUCGUCCACAAUAGAGCUGCUCCUCUUAAUGUUCUGGGCGGUUCUGGGAGCGUCGCUGAGGAACAGCAUGAGAGUGAUGCCGGUUAUGUGAGGGAGGAGGUUCUGGAGGACGACAGGCCUCUUCAUUUAGGCCCUAAAUCAAGUCCGGUGCCGACAGAGGACCUUGAAUGCCUUCAAAGCCUCAGACCUUCAAACCUGGAGGUCCAGGAGAUCCAGGUCCAGGAAAACACAAAUACCGAAGAGGGAAGGUCCUCCAGGUCCUUCAUGAGUGAAGACCGGUCCAUUCUGGAGAUGCAGGAGAAUUAUCCAGACUUGGCAUUCCGCCAAAAGCCCAUUUUCAGGAAAUCUCAAAAAUCAGCCCAGUCUCCAAAGAGUAAAGACCACCUUGGGUGCAGAGAAGCUACAUCAGCUCAUCUACAUGCAGUAGAUAUUGACCUGAGCGGCCCACAGUCCAUCGCUUUGCACACAGAAUCUACCGCUGCUCACAGGAAACUACAAAUCCCAGAGCAACUAGAGCCCACAGAGCCUCGGACCACGGAGGAAAAGCAGCCCUUUGUGCUUCGUGUAGGAAAAGUGUUACAGAGUCCAGUCUUCAGCUCGGACGCCUCGCCGGACGACGGGCUGGUGUCGGAGCUGGCGGAGAGGAUGUGUAAGCUGCAGAUGAAGGAGUUCAGCGCCGACGAGCCUCUAAAAUACCCCAUAGAGGAGACGGCGCAGGCCCAGCAGUGCCCGGGGUGCACAGAGUUUAUCCCGGUCUCCCCCCUGUGCCCCCCCGAGGAGAACAGCCCGCCGGUUUUGUGCCGGCCGUCCCAGCAGCCCGUGUGCAGCAUCGCCGGCUGCGGAAGCUGCUCGGGUUCUGCUGCUGAGCUCCAGCCGAGCGACCCCAUUAAAGAGCCUCCGCACUCCUUCUAUAUCCCAAACUGUCUGAGCAGCUGUAGCGCCGCACUGGCGGCCCCUGCAGGCCGCGAUCAGAACUGCAGCGAAGCCUCCAGCCUGCAGCUCCACAGGAGCCCAGCGCAGCAGCCUGAGGACGACCUGGUACAAACCUUCGUUGUGCUCUGAGACUCUGCGACGGCUGCGCUCGUGCACGACACCUGCUUACGUUCAUUAAAGCGAUAGUUCAGCCAAAAGACGUUUACCACUUUCCCCCAACUUGCGCCAAAGGUAGUCGGUCAGCCAAGAUAUGCUUGCUAAAGUCUGACGUCUGCUUUCGUUUUAGCGCUGGAGCUAUGAGGCUAAUGUACACGCUUGUCCAUCACGGUUCUUCAGUGAAGAAAAUGGUUCUGUAUAGAACCACGAAUGCUCAAAGAAGCUUUUGCGUGAUUAAGGGGUGCUUUGCAUAGUUAGAUUGAUGGAGAAUGUGUUUUAUGGCUCUAAAUGGCACCAAAAAGGGUUCUUCUGUUGUUAGAGGCUUGAUGUCGUAACCGUAGAAGAACCCUUUUUGAAAAGGUCCAUCCACAGCACCUUCUCCAUCAGUCUGAUGCUAAGGGUUCUUUGAGUGUUCAUGGUUCUGUGCAGAGCCGUUGUCUUUACUAAAGAACCUUUGAAGAACCUUCUUUUUAACAUUAACAUUAUAUAUAUUGAUGGAGAGCGCAUGCUGAUGUUUGAAGUCUUUAGCCACUGAAACAAGGUUCCUCUCGUAGCGCGAAGCCCCGCAGAGCCUGUAUCUGAGUAGCCGCAGUAUACCGGCGUACGAAUGAUGUCCUGUGGCUGAUAAAUGGGCGAUGUACCAAAGUUCUCCGCAUUCCAACUCCUAGGGGGCUCCUAAUCGUGGGUGGCGCUUACCUAAGCAGCCCCCUCACCAAUCACAAGGCUGAUGUGGGUUGCCCCGCCCACAUGGCGUUAACAUAACUAUGUUCUCUCUGUGUUUGGGUCUUACCCUGCGUUCACACCGGCAGCGAUGCGGCGCGAGAAAGCCGUCGCAGGUCAAUCGUCUUCAGAGAGCGGACAAUUUCCGGACACGGGAGGCGGCGCAGACGUUGGCAGAGAGAAGUGGGCGGAGUUGGCGACAUGACAGAGUUGAGCAGAGUUUUAGUUUAUGCAAAUUAGGAGCGAAGCGAUGUGGCGAUUACCAAUAGGAAUUGGGCGCUGAGCAGCGUAGUACACGCCGUAUCUCCGUGUGAGCGUAGGGUUAGAGUGAAAGCUAACCACCAAGCGAAAGCUGACCUAGCAGCAUAACUGAGCAAACAAGCAAGCUCUUGGUAAGGCGUGGGAACGACAAUCGUGGCUUAAGUCGUGGCCACACGUUAGGAUCCUGUUACCACGUGUUAAUAAGGCAUGGCUGCAGCUUAAUUAUCUCGUUCCCAUGCCUUGCUAAGUUGUGGCCACGCAUUAUUUUUAUGUCUGCAGGACGUCACCAGCAGGGCUCCGUAAUUUUCAAACCGCAAGACCUGCAUUUUUUCUUUUUUAAAGUUACACCUUACAAGCACAAAAAAACCUCUAAUAACUUGCUGAUGUCUCGGUAGCUAUCUGGCUAACUCUCCCGUUCCACCUUAAAUAGUCCAGCAGUUCUGACAC